CUUUGACAAUGUACUGUCGACGCCAAAAUCACCUUGGAGAAGUUAAAACUUAAAAGAAUUAAAAUGUCAAAAGAACACAACUUUUGAUAGGCAAAAUCAGCUUGGAGAACUGUCCACGACAUACCAACUCUCUUCCACUAAAAGAUACUAAUUAGUACAGACCCCUCCCUGUUGUAGCUCCUAAUGUCACAACUGGCCUUUUUUCCUGACCAUUGCCAUUGCGGCAUUCCCCAUGACACAAACCCCCUUUCAGGAACAUUUGUAACAUCAACUUAAGUUUUUUUGAACAUGUUCAUAAAUCAAAGUUUCCCUGCAGAUGUAUGUUGAGAACGGCUAAGUUAUUCCCUGCAGAUGCUGUUGAGAAGGCUAAGUAUCUUUCCCCUUGAACCUGCUGAUAACCUUAAAUAGACACAUCAAGCAGAACCUCGAUAGAAGUCUGCUUCUUUGGCUCAAACAUCCAUCCACCAGCGACCUACUAAACCCAGAAGCAUAGAAGCAAUUAAAAGGAAAUGAAAUUGAGGGAUUGCAGUCAGACUGAAGAGCUGAGACAUGGAACUCAACAUGGCAAUGCAUACACUGCAACCUAGAAUGCCUCCAGCUCAAUCCUUGCAUAUUAGUGAAAGAGAAAAACAUUAUGUUUAAGUAUGAGAAACUUGAACUGCGUAGAAACUCAUCUUUCAAUUAAGCGAAGAAAAGUUAAGAAGCAAAGGAUCAAACACCCUCACAUAAUUUUAUCAAUGAACUGUAAAGUGAACCCUUCAGGUUGAACAUACCGUGGUAAUGAAACUUCAGAGGGAACAACAAACACCCUCACAAAAUCCCAACUAUCUCAGCUGAGACUCGCCUCGGUAACUUGUAGAUAUCAUGGUCGUCAAGGGCUGGCAGGAUUUCUGGUGUUCUUUUCCACCAAACUCCACAUAUGAUGUGCAUGUGUGCACACCGACUUGUGAUCAAAUAUCCUCAAUUUUUUUUCCCUUCGAAACCUGCAAACAAAAUUUCGAGUCUACCACAUAUGAUGUGCAUGUGUCGCUCUUAUGAUCUUAUCGUAUUCGAAAUUGGAUUAGAUUAAUCUAAUGACUGUUAACGAACAAGCAAUCAACUAAAAUUGCAAUGAAGCAACAACCAAUUGCUUAUCACAAUCAUCCCUCAAAAAGUGCUUAUCACAAUAUUUCUCGAGUCCCAUCACAAUCUAAUGUCUUUCUCCCCGUUCUUUACACGCCAUCGGCAAUAACAACUGCUCUUCCUUUCUCAUUUUGGAUGAGGAGAUGGUAAGUGAAAUUUUUGUGUGGGCUUAUUAUCUUUCACUCUUCCAAUAACAUUGUUAUAUGGCGGGGGCUUAAAAAUCAGACUAUUCCAUCUCGUCAUCGCAUGUGCCAUAGUGUGUGAAGUUUCGUUGGUUGAACGAAGAACGUGACUACAACCUCUCUUUCCCAUCUCGACCAAGUAGCAAUUGAUACUACGACAUAGAGUGCCAAGCUCGUUAUCACUAGUUGUGGUACUUUUUGCAAUUUUUGAAUUAAGGUAAGAGAAUCUAACUUUAGAAUGGGACGUGCUAACUAAAGCCUAAAAUUCUCCGCCAUUGCCUUUGGCAUCUCAGCUUCCCAAGUUCCCGGAAAGCUCUUUAAGAAGCUAGUAUGAAGUGCCAUCCGAUCCCCUGGUUACUACGCACAACCCUGAUUUGGAAGGAUGGUUGCGACAGUGACGAUUCCGCGGGGGACAAAGUCGAGCUACAUUAAUUAAAUCGAUAAUCUUUUCUUACCUCCUUUGUCUAUGUUGGACGUUGAUUAUAUUAGUUACGAUUUUAAUUUACUUCAUAUUGAAUAUUGGCAUUCAUGUACGAUCAAUGGCUUGGUUUAGUGGUAAUACCACUAGCCUUGAAUCUUGAGGUCACAUGUUCGAAUCCCUUCAGUAGUACCUAACACAAAAAGUAAACCUAUAUCACCCUUAGAAAAAAAUUCAGUUGCAUUCAUGCAUAAAGCUCUAUGCCCGAGUUCUCCUUUUAGAAAAAGCGAAGGAGUACAAUGACUCCUACAAUACUAAGGAAAACAUGAAACUUUCCAACCGGGUUAAACUUUGAUCCGAGGUUGAUUUGAGGUAUUGAUCUAAUCUCGAAAGGAUUACAGUGGGUACAACUUGGGCUAAAUAUAAAGAAGUCCUAUCCAGGAUAUAGUAUGCUCAGAAGCCACAUAUAUGCAAAUUAUCCUAGAACCUACCAAAAAAAAUGAUGUUAUGCUACCAAAAAAUACUAGGUUUACCUAACUAAGGUUGUCACCUUAUUAAUGUAUAUUUCUUGUACUAGUGCUCGUUUCCUCCCUAAAUGUUAUUGAGAUUUGAGAAGUGUGUAUUAUGUGAAAAAUAUAAUUUUUUUUUUUUGUGAAUGAAGAAAUAACCAUAAACUGCAUGCAUCAUGUUCACCUUAAAUUCUCAUGUUAUUUCCUGCAUAGUUAACCUUGAAUCUUUUAUGCAUGAUGGUAGAUGGAUCACAUCACCAGGAACUUGAUCCCGCCAAUGAACCUACCAUCAAACCUAUCUGGGUAGAUUAUACUGUCAACGAUAUGAAAAGGAUGUCAUUGAAAAUUUUGCUAGACAUCAUGUUGAGAACCUUGAAGGGGUACGCUGAACUAUUUGUCGAAGGAACAAAGAAGGCAGUAGUUAGAGACUAUAAAUACCAUAAUACUCCAAUCAAACAUCUUAAUUGACAUCUAGAUCUUAUGUUAAUCAAUAUGUUUACAUAACUUUAAGAGUACCACUGGAUGACAAAGAGUAUCAUUAUGAUGGAAGGAUUAAAGCAUCCAGUCUACCAACACUCAACAAUGACCAGCAACUUACUCAAAGGAGCUGACUACUGUCUAAGGCGAGUAGCAGUAGCACAUAACUAUGUUAGAGAGUGCUCCAAAUCCUCGGUUGAGACGAUUGUUGAUGACCAUACACUCUCAUGCAAGACUAAAGGAAGAAGGAAAAGAUCAAUCAAUGAAGAAGAAGGCCGACAGUGUUGGAAGAAUUUUGCACAGAACUCCCUUCUUAGAAUGAAGGAUGCGAAUUGAUGCCUACCCCACUUCUUAGGGGGAAGGUCAGAAUGCUUAGGGUAGGAUGGCUUGUUCACUUUGUAAAUUUUGUGUAAAUGACUUAGAGUCUGAUCUAGCCAUCUUUUUACUCGAGCAUGGUUAGCCAUCUUGUUGCAAUACACGACUAAGCGGCUCCUAAGAUACGUGGUACCAUUAUACUUCUCAAACUCGAGCAUUUUAAACUUUUUGUGUAUCACUACAUUAGUAACUUGGCAACUGUGUAACAUUCGUGGGUCCAUAUGAUUAUACCCCUUUGAUUGCCCUCAUUCUUUCUGCUAGAUACUCCCACUUUUCCUUUAAUGCCGCAUUGGUAACUGAUGUUCCUUUCUCGUUUUCUCCUAAGUCAUCAUGGGUUUAUGUUCCUUUCUCUUCCGCAAGAUUCAUGGACGCAUAAGAAAGUCAUUGCUACCUGGUCGAGCCAAAGACCCCUACUCACCAAUCAUAACCAUGGCCCCGUUGAUCAUAAAAAUCCCAAGGGAGUUCAAAUACGAAGAUCCGAAAGUGGUGUCAUGUGUAUAUACUUGCUAAGUGCAUCAAGAAGUCAACAACACAUCGUGUAAAGUAACGAAUAAAUCGAGACAAGAGGAAUAAUGAGAUCGGGCAAACAAUACUAGAAGAUUUUAAGGGUGUAGAAUUGAGGAAUUAGCAAUAAGGCAAGAAAUGAAGCAAUGGAAGAAAAAACUUAUGGAGCCCACAAGUCCUUUAAAUGACGAAAGAGAAGAAGAAAUACCAAGAGCAAAAGAACCAGAAGAAUAUGAGCCGCAAAUUUCUGAUGAAGAUGCUUGUGAUUUCAAGAGUUGAUCAAACAAAGCUAGUUUAGUGUGAUGGAACAACUAAAUCGCAUGCAUGCACAUAUCUCUAUUUUAUCCUUAAUUCUCAACUCGGAACCUCAUCGAGGAGGCCUCAUGAGUCAUGAAGGUUUUGAACAAGCCUCAAGUAUGUCAUAAUGUAUCAAUAGAUAAGUGAGAUGGAAUUGUAGGGCAAUCCUUACUAAUGACAAUAUUUCUUUCAACGAGGACGAGAACCCCGCCGAAGGUUCAGGUCAUACAAAAGCCUUGCACAUUUCUUUGAAACGCGAAUGACACAUGGUAGCCCGUGCAAUAGUCUAUAACAGGUCGGCCCUAAAUGUAAUGGCAAACUUAAAUCUCAAUAAAAUUUAUAUUGAUGAGCCAUAAAUCACAUCGAGCUUCAUGGUCAUCUGAGACUUCAAUGAAACUGAAUGUAAUGUGAUGGCCGAGAUUGAUUAUAUAUAGAGAUAGAUAGAUAGAUAGAUAGAUAGAUAGAUAGAUAGAUAGGAGUGAUAUAUGCUACUUUUUUGUGAUUAUGUACUACUUAACGGAUUGAACAUGAGAUUUUCAGGUUCCAGAUUAUUGAUUUUACCACUAGAUCAAGUCCUUAUUCGUAUCGGCAAUAUUGAUUUUCUAAUUCACCAAUUGUGUUGGACAUCUUAUUCAAGUAAUGGACAUCCACCCCCAUAUAACCUCCUACUAGAGAUCCACUCAGUUGGGGCAAUUUCGUCGUCACUACACCGGAAAGUGAACUUCGUCGUUGACGGAAAGCUAGUGAAGAUCUUCGAGGAGGGGAUCUUGGUAACUAAAACCCCGGACCGGAUCUCUCUUGAUUGCAAAAUGAUUUUGUUUUCACAAUUGCUUUAAUUAAAAUAAGAAACAAGAUUUAAAAAC
Molecule: messenger RNA, 4747 nt
Organism: Linum trigynum
Lineage: Eukaryota; Viridiplantae; Streptophyta; Magnoliopsida; Malpighiales; Linaceae
Source: the annotation of a GenBank genome assembly